AUGAGCUUUGUCUCGUCUCUUCUGAGCAAUGAUUGAAGUUUUGGGCAAGUUGCUCCGUGGUCCUGUGUUUCUAGCUGGAGAGAUUGUUGAGUGUGUUGUUACUUUUACCAACCCUCUGUCUGCAUCAUCCACCUCAGCUAGCAGUGAGACCUUAGCAUGGGCCAGUGCUCAGAUCCACUGCCAAUUUCAUGCCAGCGAGAGCCGGGUGCAGCUUCCGGCCAAUGAGGAGCCCAGACAGGACGUUCAGGCUGAAAAUGAGACGGUUUUUAUACCAAACAGAGGUGAACGUGGUCAGUGCAUUCUCUCCACACCUCCUAAAAUCCUGUUUUGUGACUUGCGUCUGGACCCCGGGGAGACAAAGUCAUAUUCCUACAGUGAGAGCCUGCCCCUUGCUGCUCCGCCCUCCUUCCGUGGCCAGGCAGUGAAAUAUGUCUACAAACUGACCAUUGGUUGCCAGAGGGUCAACUGUCCCAUCCAGCUUCUGCGGGUCCCGUUCCGAGUCUUGUUACUACCCGCCCUGCAAGGCUUCCAACCCCCUCAGGAAGAUGAAGUUGCCCCUUCUAACCCGUUCCUGGAUGUGGAGGAAGGGGGCAAGAAAGACUCGAGGCUCCUGGACUCUGCACUGGAGAUUCUCAUGGCAGUGACAUCGCGACGGACUCUCCAUCAGUACAACAUCAGUAACGCUCGAGGCAAAGUUGGAACAUUUUUCAUCUUUAAGACUGUUUACAAGAUUGGAGAAGACGUUAUUGGGACCUUUAAUUUCUCUGAAGGGGAAAUCCCUUGUUUGCAGUAUUCAGUGUCACUACAGACCGAGGAGAGUGUACAGGAGGAAUACAGGCGCUCCCGCUCCCAGCCUGCGUCCAUCAGUACUCACGCGCAGCACCAUGAAUCCUGUCUGCACACAGCCCGCAGCAACUUCAGUCUUCCGCUCCCCCUCAGCUCUUGCCCUGGAUUCACCACAAACUUCAUAUCUUUGAAAUGGCGUCUGCGAUUUGAGUUUGUCACCUCCCGAGAGCCAGUGGAAGCUCCCACCGUUCCUGAAAACCAGUCAGAAAUAAUCACUUGGACUGGGGCUGGUCACAUUGAGGUGGAUACAUUCAGUUGGGACCUGCCAAUCAAAGUUCUACCUACAAAUCCCCUUCUAGCUUCAUACGUGUCACCUGUUCCUUGCACGCACUCCAUAUGUAUCUAAUGCACACGGACCACAACUACUCUGCUAUUGACCAACAUCUGUUUCAUCAUAAUAAAAACCUAAGACUUGUUUGUAAGUGAA
Molecule: messenger RNA, 1273 nt
Organism: Bombina bombina (fire-bellied toad)
Lineage: Eukaryota; Metazoa; Chordata; Amphibia; Anura; Bombinatoridae
Gene: RGP1
Product: RGP1 homolog, RAB6A GEF complex partner 1
Exons: 8
Coding region: 29-1192 (387 amino acids)
Biological process (GO): retrograde transport, endosome to Golgi
Cellular component (GO): Ric1-Rgp1 guanyl-nucleotide exchange factor complex; Golgi membrane
Source: RefSeq, a predicted model, not a curated record